UUUUCCUCCUUUUUCUUGUAGUGUGUAAAAAAUCUCAUUCAAGGAUAACUUUGAUUAAUUCAUUAGUAAAGCAAGCGUUUCGACCUUGCCCUUUUCAACGUCUCUGAUGAUAAAAAUGUAAAAAUAAAAUACUUGACUAUAUUUUAUUCUGCCGCAAUUUUGGCAUGGCUCAGCCAAACGUGAUCAAACGGUAAAAAAAAAAAAGACAAAAAAACAUGCACACGUUGCAGCUGCAACAAUCGGAUCGAAUUUUCGUACGUACGAGACCCACCAUUGUUUCGAGUACGUAUGCACAAGGCCGCAUAGCACAGUUAUGAAUGAUGCACUCGCUGGAGUAGGGGCGAGCGUGCAUUGACCGAAUCAGGGCUGUACAAGAUCGAAUUAACACCCUCUGCGAACUCUCUCAACAUGUAUGUCAGUUGGAUACGCACAAGUAACGUACGGUAAGAGAUAAUACGUACCUGUUUUAUAUUCUUUCAUUCCAAUUAAGAAAAAUAUUUCGAGACAAACAUUUGGUUCAGAGUUACAUGUCGUACAUUUUUUUUUUUUUUCCGGAUGACGGUGUCGCUCUCGAGCAAAGUACGUCGUAAAGCAACGUCGAGAAUCGGUUCUUUUCCGCGAAAAGACGAAGAAGCAUUCUCUCAGCCGCUGUCCAACGCUGUUGUCGAUCGACCGGUCAGAGCGAAAAGAACAGCCGGCGCGCAGAAGGGGAAAGUCUUUCCCCUUUCGCGGAACCGACUCAUUGCUCUGCAGUGUACCACAUGUGCAUGAGACCAGAUGAUUGGCGCGCCCCGAUGAGGCGCGUUCUCAAACGCGUCCUGUUGUUCCCGCUGCUUCAUCGCUGUAAGUGCCCCUCCCAUCGGGCGGACGAAUCAUGGAUUUGGGGUGGUGGUCGGGUCGGUGGGUCAGUCCAAGUCAGUCGACGUUCACAAGUGACGACGUAAGGUUGAUACCAGGCGACACUGGGCGUUUCGUGGUAUGUGGUAACGGCCUGUCAGUGAACCUCGGUCGAAGAUGGGGACACAGAAACCCGGAGAAUGGGCGAGUUUGGUGCUCACCCGUUUCGAGGAUCAGCUGCCAUGUCGUUCCGGUCCCGACAGCCCGCAGUCUCGUAUGAACGAGAAGAGGAGCGAGAAAUGCCUGAUCGAGAUCUCCCGUUACCGAUUCUCUCUCGUGAUAUCGGGCCUCACAAAGAUGCUGCAGCGCGUCAACGAGGCGACGCCGAACUCGAGCGGUCAGCGACCGUUUCUCCACGCCAUGGAUCAGGACCGGCAAGAGUCCAUCAUCAUCGUGCUGGACACGCUGGAGAAGUGCUUGGCGAACACGCCGAAAGACACGACCAAGUUCGAGGAGGCAAUGAACGUGAAGUUACUGCUUCGGGAAAUAUGCCAGUUCAUAUGCAUACCUUACGACAGUAGUUUGCAGACCAAGAUGAUAAAGGAUCUGGCGAGCAAGGUGCUGUUUGCUCUGAGUGUAAACUUCUUCAACGCGGUCUUCAAUCGGAUCUCGGCCAGGCUUCAGGAGUUGUCCAGCAGCGGUGAAGAGAAUCCAGAUUGCAGCGACAUCGAGCUAAUGCAGCACAUUAACGUCGAUGUCCAGAAACUGACCAGGCUCUUGAACGAAACGAUACAGAAGGUUCGACAGUUGAAAAAGAUAGCGUACCUCGUUCUCAUGAAUUCCUUGGAGAAGGCGAUCUGGAAUUGGAUGGACACUCAUCCGCAGGAGUUUGCCGAUCUGCAGAAGCAACCGAACGAGGACGUCAGCAAAGCCUGCGAGGAGCUGUUCGACAUUCUCGACACUUUCGUCGACAAGAAGAGUCGAGCCGCAACUGUAUGGCCGUUGCAGAUGAUGCUCCUUGUACUCUCGCCCAGGGUGCUGAACGAGAUUGUGAAGGCCGAAUCCGGACCGCCCGGAUCGCCGCGCUACUCGAAAAAGAAGCAAUUCAUCGAUAGCGUGAAGCGCAACAUGAAGAUGCACGGUAGCUCAUCCAGCCGGCAGCUGACCGAGGCGGCUGUAAUCACAUGUAGCAAACUUACGAAGGCAGCCACGUACGUCAACACCGCGGACUUCAACAGCAGCGUUGUUCUUACAUUGGCGCAACAAGUGACCGACGAUCUUAUGAUGCUGCUCUUCAAUCCUUCGAAAUCAAGGGGUCAAAAUUACAUCGCACAAGACGUCGACUUGAUGAUAGACUCCUUGGUUAGCUGUUACCGUAUCAAUCCGAGCAACAACGAGGUGUUCCGAUUCUGUCUGAACGGCAAUUACUUGUAUCAAUUUGUCGUAGUCAGCUCGCUGUACAAGAUCUUCACUCAGCCGAGACUGCCGUGGUGGCCGGAGAUCAAUUUAAUGUAUUCGUACGGCACGGAACUGAGACACAUGUUCACCGACACUCUGAACAAAGUGAUGCAAAAUUACACGGGAAACACGCAAACGUUACGUAUGAUUCACACUUUUACGUUCAAGUCCAAGGAAGAAAUGACCAACUCCAGAAAUCUGUUACUGAUGAUGGUGCGACUGAUCCACGUAGACCCAAUGUUGAUGUUGCAUAAUGACGGCACUGCCAGUCACGAAAAGUCCAGUUUAGAACUAAUCAGUGGACUCGUCUCGUUAGUCCAUCAUUCUACCAUGUCGGACAUCGCCUACGAAGCGAUGGAGGCUUUGCUGGUUCUGCAUCAGCCAGAAAAGAUCAAAGCGUGGAAUAUGGAAGCGCCCCUGAUUACGUUCUGGGACAUUAAUUCGCAAGUUAUUCUCUCGAUCUCAUUAAAAUUGAUUCAACGUGGUGCCAAUUACACAAGCAUAUUUAAGUGGUUUCGCGAGAUACUGAUCUGUAGAAAUGCCUUUCUCUCUCAGUACAAAGAUAACGCGAAUGUAGGCAGCCAAAUCGCGAUCAGCAAGGAGGCACACAUUAAACUAGAGAUCGUUUGCCUAAUGUAUUUGUGGAGCACGGAUCUUGAGGCUGUUUUAAUAUCAAUGUCUUGCUUCGCGUUGUUAUGCGAGGAAGCCGAAAUUCUCUGCGGAAGCGACGAAGUGGCAGCUGUGACCUGCCUGCUUCCAAAUUAUCAAGUGUAUUUGGAACUGGCGCAAGCAUCGACAGCGUUAAUCUCUGCCUACGGGGAGAGUAGAUUGCAUUAUCAGGAACAUAGCGACGGACGCGCUUCGAUGCAGAAGAAAAUAUUGUUUCUAUUAAGAAAAAUAGAACAUUGCGUGAACGGCGUUCAGCCGGCAUGGGAAGAAACAUUUAAAAGUUGGGAACUGAUCUCUCGACAAUUGUCCUUAAAUUAUCCUAAAACCAAGACUGAAGACGCGCAAGCGGAAUCGUUUUGUCGUACGGUCAGUAACGUGAAGCGAAAAGCGGCUCACCAGAAUUCGGAGCACGAUGUGGAAGAGCAAAUUAACGAGUGGGCCAAUAUGACGGGAUUUCUUUGCGCUCUAGGCGGAGUGUGCUUUUCGCGUCAUUCACCGAGCAAGAUCGAUCCCGGCCCGACGUCCGUCUCGACAAAUUGUAAUCAAGAAGCGCACAAUUGCCAAGUGACACAGUUCGUCUCCACUCUAUUGCGACUGUUAAAUUGCAACAAUGAAAAAUUCGGCAGCCAAAUACAGAAAUACGUGAAAGAGACGGUCGGACAUGAAAUGAGUCCCGCGCUGUAUCCGAUAUUGUUUGACCAGAUCAGAAAUAUAAUCGAAAAGUUCUUCGAUUCUCGUGGACAAGUGAUAAUAUCGGACCUGAACACCCAAUUUAUAGAACACACUAUAUUCAUAAUGCACAAUAUUCUGGAUCCAAAAACGGAUCAACCGUCGGAGUAUCUUGGGAAGACCAGCAUAGAAGCCAUGAUGUUGGCGAUUGUUAGAUACGUCAGACACCUAGACAUGAUGGUGCAUUCGAUAUGUAUUAAGACGAGAUUGUGCCAACUGGUCGAGACUAUGAUGAGAAGACGUGAUGACUUGGCGUUCAGACAAGAACUGAAAUUUCGCAACAAACUAGUGGAAUAUCUGACCGAUUGGGUGAUGUGGGAGCCGCUUUUGUCGUCAACAAGUGAUAUUACUUAUACCAGAGAUUUGGAUCAAGCUUGCAUGGAAGCAGUAGGAGCAUUGUUGCGUGGGCUUCCUCUUCAGCCCGAAGACUCCGAUUGCCCUGACAUGAUGGAGGCAAAGUCUGAAUUGUUCUCCAAGUAUUUCAUGCUUUUCAUGAAUUUAUUGAAUUAUUGCAAGGAACCGACGCUGACGAAGAACGAGGAUGUUAUACCCGGACAAUCGCCCACUUUAGCGACCAGCAAGUUAGCCACUUUGCGCGACACCACCAUUCAAGCCAUGAGUAAUCUUCUCAGUGCUAACAUAGAUAGCGGUUUGAGGCACUCGAUACACUUAGGCUACAAGGCAGAUCUCAAAACGCGAGCCGCGUUUAUGGAAGUGCUGACUAAAACCCUUAAGCAAGGGACAGAGUUUGACACUCUCGCUGAGACCGCCCUUGCUGACAGAUACGAACAAUUGGUCGAUCUCAUCACGAUAAUGACCGAGAAAGGCGAUUUGCCUAUUGCUAUGGCACUAGCUAAUGUAGUGACGAACGAAAUGGACGAGCUGGCGCGUGUCUUCGUGACGAUAUUCGAUGCGAAGAACUUACUGACACCUCUGUUGUGGAAUUUUCUCUACCGCGAGGUCGAAGUGACCGAUUGCAUACAAACGGUUCUUCGUGGCAAUACUCUGGGAAGUAAAAUCAUGUCUUGCUGCUUCAAAAUGUUUGGCGCCAACUAUUUGCAGGGUUUACUUGAGCCGUUCAUUGAACCUUUGCUAGACGAGCCGUCUGUCAGUUUUGAGGUGGACAGCGCGAGGAUCGAAUCCGAUGAAAGUAUCGAACAGAAUAGCGAAAACCUAAUCAAACUGACGCAAAAAGUAUUUGACGCCAUAAUAUCGUCGGCAGAUGUGUUUCCCUCAAAAUUACGUUUGAUCUGUCACUGCUUGUAUCAAAUAUUGUGCAAGAGAUUCCCGCAAUACUCGGGACAAAUCAACUUGGUAGCUGUGGAAACGGUGAUAUUUUUGCGUUUCAUCAAUCCCGCCGUUGUCUCACCUCAAGAAAUGGGAAUCGUGAACAAACCAGUGCCGCAACACGUCAAACGAGGUCUCAUGCUAAUGUCGAAAAUAUUGCAGAACAUCGCCAAUCACGUGGAAUUUAGCAAAGAGCAACACAUGUUACCGUUCAACGACUUUCUGACUGCUCGUUUCGAGAUUGGUCGGAAAUUCUUCGAAAAAAUAUCGUUGACAUGCGAUAAAAUUGAGCACAAUCAGUAUCCCAAGUCGUUUGUUUCGGACGCCAAUGUUCUGACCUUGCACAGGCUCUUGUGGAAUCAUCAAGAGAAAAUGAGAGAUUAUCUCACCAGCAGCAGAGACCACAAAGCUCUCGGAAGAACGCCUGUCGACAGAUUGGCUACGUUAUUGGCGUAUCUUGGUCCACCCGAACAUAAGCCACUAUAUUCCCACUCGGUCUUUCCGUCUUCUUACGUUCGUAUGACACGAUGGGCAAACAAAGACAUAUCGUCAAGUAAUUUCGAGGAUAUCAUGAUGCAACUCAACGUGCAGGAGAGAGAAGAUUUCAAAAACAUUCAGAGCAUGAAUAUUUUUUAUCAAGCAGGCACCAGCAAGCGAGGCUAUCCGGUAUUUUACUACAUCGGGCGCAGAUUCAAAUACGGCGAGACGAACAGCGAUCUGCUGAUAUAUCACGUGAUUCUAACUCUAAAGCCGUUCUGUCGCAGUCCGUACGACGUGGUCAUCGAUUGCACUCACAUGUGCGCAGACAAUCGUUUUAGAACGGAAUUCUUGCAAAAAUGGUUUUACAUGCUGCCCGAAACGUAUUACGAAAACGUUCACGCGAUUUACAUAUACAACUGCAACAACUGGGUGCGUGAGCACAUAAAGUUUCACAAUGAGAUUUUGGCGCCGUUGAAGGGAAAUCGAAAAAUAGUCUUUCUCGACAGCCAAGAGAAGUUAAACGAUGUGAUCGACAUCGAACAACAGAAAUUACCGGGUGCGACGUUGUCGUUAGACGAAGACUUGAAUCAUGUCUUUACUGGUGUUCUGAAACAAUACAAUAACAAAGAUCUCAAAGUGACCAUAAAAAUCGGACCGACUAGUCUGCAAGUAACUUAUGUAGACAAAUCCAAAGUGCUGUCGCAGUAUGUUCUGUUAAACGACGUGUAUUACGCGUCCGAGAUACAGGACGUGACCGUGGUGGACGAAAGCCAGUUCACGGUAAUUGUUUCCAUCGAAGUCGGACCUUUACAUUUUGCUCACAGCGACUGCGCGGAGACCAUCGCUCAGGCGAUAUGUUACAUCAAGAAACGCUGGGUGCUCUCGCAGUCAGAAACCGUGCCCACUCAUGCGAAGAUCAGGCCUAAGGACGUACCCGGCACUUUGCUGAAUAUGGCUCUGCUAAACCUGGGCAGUCCGGAUCCAAAUCUUCGACUUGUCGCGUACAAUCUGUUGUGCGCGCUCACGACAACGUUCGAUUUGAAGAUACAGGGCCAACUGGUGGAGACAUCCUGCAUCUGCAUACCGAAGAACAACACGAUGUUUAUUGUUCAUCUAAGUGAGACACUGGCGGCGAACGAUCCGCAUCUCACGCUCGAGUUUCUUCGAGAGUGCAUGCAGGGUUUCAAGGAGUCGACUUUUGAGCUGAAGCACCUGUGCUUGCAGUACAUGACACCAUGGCUGAGCAAUCUCGUGCGAUUUUACAAAUCCCAAGACGAGGAACUGGGUGGCAAGAAGCAGAAGCAAAUCAUAGAAAUACUGAACGAUCUAAUCACGCUGACCAUCCAGGAAAUCGAUAUGUAUCCAAGCAUGCAGGCCAAGAUCUGGAACACAAUCGGCAGACUGCCGGAACUGAUUGACGACGUGCUCGAUAUAUUUCUUCAACGCAGCACGCAGUACGGCCUGGGCUCGCCGAUGGCCGAGAUAAUGGCGGACACCGCGGUCGCGGUCGCCCAGGCGUCCGCCAACGUGCAGCUGGUAACCACAAAACUGAUCAACAAAGUAUGCCGGAUGCUCGACAAAACCUGUAUGUCGCCGACGUCGCAACUCGAACAACACGUAAUGUGGAGCGAUAUCGCGAUCCUGGCGAGAUAUCUCUUGAUGCUCUCAUUUAACAACUGUCUCGACGUGGGGAAGCAUCUGCCGUACAUAUUUCACGCGGUCACGCUACUCGUUUGCAGCGGCAGCUCGACCAUGCGCGCGUCCAUUCACGGUCUCAUGACCAACAGCAUACAUUCCUUGUGCACGUGCAGUUCACCCAAGUUCUCCGAAAACACGCAUCGAAUAUUGCGGAUGAGCCUGGACGAAUUCUCACUGCCGAAAUCGUAUCUGUUGUUCGGCAUCGACAACGUGAAAUCCGCUACAGCUUUUUACAAUCACUCUUACUCCGCCUGCGAGAACUCCGUCAACGACAAAUGGCUGGACAACAAUGAGCGGGACGGGACGCAGGACAAAGAAAAUCUCAACCUGUCUAAUUUGGAAAUCAUAACCGACGCUCUUCUGGAGAUAAUGGAGGCUUGCAUGCAGGACAUUCCGAAGUGCGACUGGUUGAACAUCUGGACUCUGCUGGCAAAGAACUUGGCUUUCUCGUUCAAUCCGGCUCUGCAGCCGAGAGCGCUCAUUGUUUUCGGAUGCAUUAGCAAGAGCAUAACAGAUCAAGACAUAAGACAGCUGCUGAAGAUAUUGGUGAAGGCGCUCGAGAGUUUCAAUGACAUUUAUCUCAUUGAGGCUAUAGUCAUGUGCUUGACACGACUGCAGCCGCUUCUUAGAUCCAACUCGCCAAUACACAAAUUCUUGUUUUGGAUCGCCACGUCCGUCCUUGAGCUGGACGACAUGACAUUGUACGCAUCCGGUCUGGCCCUUCUCGAGCAAAACUUGCACACGCUUGAUUCGCUAAAUACUUUCAACAACGAGUCAUUGAAGGACGUGAUGUUGUCAACGCGCAAGCCUCUGGAGUAUCACUUCAAACAGCUGGAUCACACUGUGGGCUUGUCCUUUGAAAAAGAAUUCCACUUUGCGCUGGUCGGUCAUCUUCUGAAAGGUUACAGGCACGAGUCGCCGACCACGGUCACCAGAACGAUCAGAGUUCUGACUAUGUUGCUGGGAAUUAUUGCCAAGAAAUCAAAACGGGAUAAAUUCGAAGUGACGCCAGAAAACAUUCCUUAUUUAAUCGCCUUGGUGGCUGUGUCCGAAGAAGUCCGUAGUAGGUGUCACAUUCGGCAUUCGAUCAAUAAAAGUCUGCACGAUUCAGUAAGUGGUACGGAUAUUUUGGACACGUUAACUUCGCGCAAUACGGAUAUAUCGGGGGUAUCCACCAAUCCUAGAAGACAGAAAACUUGGGACUUGCUGGACCAAUCCGCUAUCACCAAGGCGAAGCAACAGAAACAACAACCCGCGCAGACUGGACGGCUUUUAUUUAAAUCGCAGCGAUCCUUGAGCGUGCCAAGUGCAAAGGAAGACAAGACGGCGGACGACUCUCAGCAACAGCAGAAAGAUCGUAACGCUAGAGUGAGCGUGAGCAACGAGACCAACGUCUUGCUCGAUCCGCUUGUGCUGACCGAGGACUCGACACAGACGUUGGUUAUUACCAUGCUUGCCACUUUAGUCAAGUACUCCACGAACGAGAACGAGACCCGGAUUCUGUAUGAGUACUUGGCAGAGGCGACUGUAGUUUUCCCGAAAAUUUUCCCAGUUGUACACAACUUGCUUGACGCGAAGAUCACCAGCGUGUUAUCUUCCUGUCACGAUCAAGCGAUAUUAAACGCGGUGCAAACUAUUAUACAAAACAUGAUAUCCUGCGAAGACGCGAGUCAAAACUUGCGCGAGCUCAACUUUCAACAUCGCUUGCAAACAAGCGGUUUUCGCGGUCUUUGGAGGUUUGCGGGAUAUUACACGAAUUCCAACUGUACGCCCGAGAGUUCCGAGUUCUUCGCGCGUUGCCUGGAAGCGAUGAUCGAAUUGUCUCUGAAGAUGCAGGAGACAGCUGUCGAGGAUGAGAAACGCGGACAAUCGACCAACUCCGGGCUAAAAACGAAGCCACCUACAGUCGGAAUUGCUAAAGAAUAUUCUCGGACGUCGUCGGAAAUCGAUUCUUCCUCCGUUCACAGCGACAGCACGCGCAGUAGACGGAUCGACUCGGUCGAGCGAGGUGAAACUCGGUCCGCGAACCAGACGGAAGAUAAGGGCGGAGGUACACAAAUAUAGCAAUCAAUGCACAGCACUGGCAAACAGUGCGACAAAAGCAAAACCAAACGGCAAAACAGCCGGAAGUUGAAGCGGCAAAUGAGGUGCGCGUAUGCUUCAAACAAUGUCAAGUUGUAGAUGUAGUUGACAGACUUAUUAGAGCAUCAUCACCCGUUCCGUGUUGCAUCUGCAAACUAGCCAAUCAAAUCAGUACAGUGCCAUCUCCUUCACAAUAAUGAGCCUACAGAAAUGAACAUCAUCAACGAACGUAACCCAACAACUACACUUCUGUUUCCAGUCAAGAAUACGUUUGUUAGUGUGUGAUCGCGACUUCGUCGAUUAUUUUUCACAAAUUCUUUGGUGGUCUGUGAGCGCCGAAGUUCGAGCAUUCGCGAAUUUGCUGUUGAAUCGAAAUUUCGCAAGGCAAUCCGGACCAGUAGUGCCUCUCGUCUCAAAGCGUCUCUUACACAACAGAGAUCUCUGCUUCAAGACGAAUUGAUAUCCAGAAAAAAAAAAACAAAAAACAGCGCGUAAAUGAUACGAAAUACAAGCGAACACCAACUUAGCUGUUUAUUAUUGUCUAUCAUUUAUUAUAGUACAAAGCAAGACCAAGCUGUUAUCUUCUCAAAAAACAAAAACAAAAAAAAAACAUACGCACGAGACAAAUUAGUAAUAUACAAAAGAAAAGGAAAUGAGGAACGACGCGUUAAUAAACAUAAACUGUGAUAAAUAAAUCGUGAUGGGUAAAACGAAUAAUGAAUAUAUAUACUAUAAAUCGUAUAUUAUAAAAUUAUACCCAAGAUACUAUUUUGACGUCUAUAUCGUAAAAAAAAAAAAGAAAAAUAAAUAAAUAAUCGCGCCACUUUUUAUUUAGAUUCUAUUUAUUUAUAUAUAUUUAGAGACAAAAACAAAAAAAAAGGUUUUUUGACGCCGUAGGAAGUGUAACAUAUGUUAUUGAUAUGCGCAGCGAUCGAAGUGUGAAUUUAGGAUAAUUAAACGUGAAGGUGAUGUGUUUCAUCCGGCUAUAUAUAUAUAUAUAUAUAUUACAGACAGUGUAAAUAGCGAUGUCUCCACAGGUCUCUAAGCGAAUCAACUAAAAGUCUGAGAUAACCGCACAUAAAUGUACAUAGUAUGUACGUUGUAGUCGACAGAACGAGAGAACGAGUUGAUUUUUUAUAUAAAACGUAGCGGACGAUCUAUUUCUAAGCUUGUACGUGUAUUUAGACGAUGAAUUUACGUUUAAGACGCGGACGUGAAGAUUCGAUCUUUUCUCACAUUUAUGUGAAAAUUACUCUAUUUUCUUACGCUAAGAAAGCUCGAAAUAAUUUUUCAUACCAUUUCUCAUUUUGUUGUUUAUUUUCUUCAUUGCGGUACGCACAUGCACACUCUUUCGCGAUUGAUUUCUCGUCGUAAAUCCCCACCGUGGCAGCGGCCAUACAAUGUGAUAAUUUUUAUAUAUCGAUAGUUUACACAGUAUGUGUUGAUGUAUGUGUUCACAAGUUGCUAAUUGCGCACUUUGACAUUAACGAGCGCAUUUGUAACUCUCUAUCGUGUAUCUCUUUUUUCUCUUACCAAAGAAUUGAAAAAAAAAAAAAAAAUAAGUUGCAAUCUCUAUGCGCGCGCGCGCAAAUGUGUCACUACUUCGGCGUAUUUUUUUUUCUCGCAAUAUUCGUGUUCCUAGAGUACGUAUCAUCAUCGGAACUACGACAGAAACAACGGAGCUAUCGGACAAAAA
Messenger RNA from Pseudomyrmex gracilis, 10936 nucleotides. It is a transcript of the gene Nf1, whose product is annotated as neurofibromin. Lineage: Eukaryota; Metazoa; Arthropoda; Insecta; Hymenoptera; Formicidae. The coding region runs from base 1015 to 9222 and encodes 2735 amino acids. Gene Ontology annotation, biological process: regulation of GTPase activity. The transcript has 25 exons. The record is from RefSeq and is a predicted model, not a curated record.